Molecule: messenger RNA, 999 nt
Organism: Xylaria bambusicola
Lineage: Eukaryota; Fungi; Ascomycota; Sordariomycetes; Xylariales; Xylariaceae
Exons: 1
Coding region: 1-999 (332 amino acids)
Source: RefSeq, a predicted model, not a curated record
AUGUCAGAAACGAUGGAUAAUAUAAAAAGAAAGAUCCCAAUCAUAGUACUCGACCAUCUCUUGAAAGAACUUCAGGUUUGGGAUAGACUCAAGUUGGACGACCUGAAGUUAACAAAUGAUCCACACCUGGCAGAAGAAUAUUAUAAUGAGUUCUAUCACAGAUUUGUUGUGAUACUCCCGGCCAUCUUUUCUCCGGCGGCCUAUGCAGACUAUACGGACCAGAUUUCCGAGGAGCUUUUCAAGGCGCUUUCCGAGCGCCACUUCAUGAUAUACAGAGUCAUCUUUGACUCUAUCCGUGAUAUAUUCCAUUAUGUACCAGGGCUCAAGCCAGAAGAAAUACGGAACAAGAGCCCAGAUUUGCAAGCUCUUAUAGCCUCACACGCUCGAAAACUGGCACAUGCUACCCUCAGUCUCGUUGAGCUAUCACCAAUACACCUAGAAGCGUUUACAAGACAGGUUAUAGCUCAAAGCGUGCGUCUUGAAGGUGGAACUAUCAGCUAUUUGACUUGGUUAAAGCCUACUCUUUCAACGAUGGUUAAACACUUGUUCCUACAUGGAGACGAACUGGGGAUGUACGAUGCAAGCCGUAAAAGCCUCAAGACUUUAAGCCUCGUGCCGGACUGGGAAUUGGGCUGGAAUGAAGCUACUGGACGAGAAUACUGCGUUGAAAGAUUGAAAAAAGCACAUGGCCACUUCAAGAGGAUAGAAAACCUAUAUGAAAAGCACAAAAUGGUCACUACGGACGUCGAGGAAGCCAUCCGGGACAUAGAACUCUAUACCAGCCCCACGACGCACCUUCAACAAGCGAUUGAGAGUAUGAGCCAAGAGCCAUCGCCGUCUCACAGCCAUUCCAACAACUCAGAGAAUACGGGUUUAUCCCACCAGGGGGGGGUAUCAUUCGAGGAUGAACUCCGCGGACUCCAUGCUUAUCAUCACGAUAUAGAUCCGUUCGCCUGGUCUAGCCAUAAGAUUUUUUGGUUCUAUCACGGGACAGAAUAG